This is a messenger RNA of Daldinia caldariorum, 4274 nucleotides long. Its product is annotated as SNF2 family N-terminal domain-containing protein. The transcript is spliced from 2 exons. The record is from RefSeq and is a predicted model, not a curated record. Gene Ontology annotation, cellular component: cytoplasm. Bases 420 to 3563 code for a protein of 1047 amino acids. Lineage: Eukaryota; Fungi; Ascomycota; Sordariomycetes; Xylariales; Hypoxylaceae. Gene Ontology annotation, molecular function: ATP binding; ATP-dependent chromatin remodeler activity.
CCUAACUUCCAUAAUUUCUUACAACUUUUCUUUUAAAGCAGCCAUAAGCAGCUUACCUUCAUCUACCUAUCGUAACAACUUUUUUUCCUUUUGUUCUGAGGGCCUUGGCAGUAAUGCAUUUAUUAUAUCAUUAUUAAAAAGAAUAAGAAAAAGAAAAACCUGUUAUCUGCAGAAAUAAAAUUUCGAUCCCAACCAAUAGGUGUUAAGUCAUCCGAUUCUUAUUAGGCUGCAACCUAACCUCCGGUCUGCCUUUCGCCGCUUUACCGUUUGUCGUAUGCCGCAUGCCACCUUUGACUAGGUUCCCGAAAGUAUGCCUUGAUCGCAUACUUUAUUGCUCGCACAAAUUUGGGCGAACUUAAAUAUUGAUUAGACAAAGGCAGAAAAAACCCCCAAAACCAAAAGCAAAAACAAAAGUCACUAUGCCGCCGCUGUCUUCGCAAGCCGACAGUACGUCGAAUCGACAAGGUGUGAGGCCCGAAAGUUUACUCUCGACUUCUGUCAAUCGACUUGCAAACGCCCUGGCACCUGACUCAUUCGAUCAAGAAAACCGCCAGCCGGCAGUUGACAAACGCACAACCGCAGAUCAGACCAGACAAGAUAGACGAACUGGCGAGGCUCGAAACUUCCAUGAUAACGCCGAAGAAGCUGUUCCUCAAGAACAACUGGUGCGUCAGCUACAAGCGCUACCGCAACAGAGGGAAGGCCAAACCCGAGAAAUGAAAGAGAAAAUGGGUCCAAGAAGAGUUGUUAGCAAUUUUCUACCCGAUGCUGUCAACGCAUUCAGAACUGCAUCCCAACUUUUGACAGAGUUCGAGUUAUCGGGUGCCAUGCCACUGCAGUCUCAACCAUCCGGAUCGCGACAUUCUAGUGGCGCAAUUCGACGUCGAACUCGCCAUGAGAAUCCUGAUGGCGAUGAUGAUGAUAGUGAUGAUGCUAGCGACGAUAGCACCGAGCUGGGAAGAUACGCUUACCCCGGUUUAGUGAAAUCAGAGGAGGUGCAGCAAAAAGAACUAGAUAAUCUUUUGUCUAUGCCGGAAAUUGACAUCCCUCCCGAACAGCGACAGGGCACACCCGCUGCCAUGUCUUGUACGCUAAUGGAACACCAGAAGGCUUGCUUGACUUGGUUAAUACAGCAGGAGGAAGACGUCCAUAAGAGAGGGGGUAUUUUAGCAGAUACCAUGGGCCUUGGUAAGACUGUUCAAGCGCUGGCCUUGAUAUUAGCACGCCCUUCAAGAGACCGCGCUCACAAAACAACACUUAUUGUUGCUCCGCUUUCCCUUCUUAAGCAGUGGGAACGAGAAAUACGGACCAAGGUUAAACCAGCCCAUAAACUAAAAACAAUCAUCUUGCAUGGUCAAGCAAAGCGUGGAAUGACUGUUCCCAGGCUCCUUACCUACGACGUUGUCCUAACCACUUACGGUACUGUCCGUUCAGAGUACAACGAUCUGCGAAACUCGAAGAAGAAACCGCUAAUCUUGGCUAAUGAUGCUACCUUCCAUCGAGUCAUUCUUGAUGAAGCUCAUAACAUCAAAAACAGACGUGCAGUCUCUACGAAGGCCGUAUGUAGGAUCAAGUCUACCUAUAGGCUUUGUAUGACAGGUACUCCAUUCAUGAAUAGGGCUGAGGAAAUAUUUCCACUCAUCCAUUUUCUUUGUAUUAGGCCUUACAAUGACUGGGAAACAUUCAAAUGGGAAAUCAACAGACCACUGAAGAGUUGGAAUAACGACUUCCAUGGUGAGGCCAUGAGGAAGCUACAGGCCCUGCUCCGGAGCAUAACCUUGCGGCGAACCAAGACAAGCAUACUUGACGGCAAACCGAUCCUCCAACUACCAGCACUCGUGAAAGAAGAGGCCGCAAUCAAGUUCGACAAAGAUCAGCAAGAAUACUACGAUGCUCUGGAAACGAAACAGCGACUAAAGGUGAACCAAUAUCUUAGGGCCGGGACUACGAUGAAUACAUACGCUUACAUUCUCUUAUUAUUACUACGCCUACGUCAAGCCUGCUGUCAUCCACACCUUAUCAGAGACUUCGGAGUCCCGGAAGGCAUACAGCUCUCGUCGGACGAAAUGCGCCAACUCGUCUAUAAGUUCAAGUCCAGGGUGGUAAGGAGACUCAAAGAGCAGGAUGGAUAUGAAUGCCCACUUUGCCAUGAAAAGACCGACAGUCCCCUUAUCAUAUACCCUUGUGGUCAUCUGAUUUGUAGUACCUGUUUCUCUAUCAUGAUGGAGGUGCAGAAUGGGAAUUCCGAACAACCGCAAAAGUUUUGUCUGCAUGAAAACUGUAACUCGGAAAUUGACUCUAAACACGUCAUCUGCUACUUCUCUUUCAUGGAAGUAUAUAUGCCCGAGAAGCUCGGACUGGAUGAUAGUGACAAUGACUCGGAUGGCUUCGAAACCUUUGACGACUCAGAUGAUGAGGUAGAUGCGCGCGGAAACCUGAAGGACUUCAUCGUGUCCGGAGAUGAGGAGGAAGAGGAGGAAGACGAUGAAGAUGACGAUGAAGAUGAUAAGACGGAAGACGAAGAAUAUGAAGAGGAACAGGAAGAAGAAGAGGAACAGGAGGAGGAAAAUGGUGGUUCAGAUGUGGAUGAUGCUUCUAUUUCGGGAAAGGCAAAUCCUAUACAGCACUUGGUAUCCACUGAUGCGAACAAGGAAGUCACGGAAAAAUUCGCAGAAGAUUCUGAUAACGAUUCUCUAAUGUCUUUGGAGGAGAUUUGGAAACGAGUUGACGCGAUGAAGUCUCUUAGCAAAGAUACACCUGAGCAAUCCAAGAAGCGCAAAGCCCCAAGCGAUUCGGCAUCUGACGUUGAUACAGAUAGGAAGACACCUCAAAGCGGAGAUAAGCGAAAACGCCCUAGUCGCGGGAAUCCUACAAAAUCAAAAAAGAGGAAGAUGGACAAUGCAGCUAGUAAGAAGCAGCGUAGGACUGGGAAGAAGAAGUUCACCUCUCUGGCCGCCUUGAAGCAAGCCAGCUCAACUAACGCUGCCGCGAAAGCCAAAUAUCUAAAACGUCUUAGAAAGGAUUGGGUGCCAAGCGCCAAAACUACUAAGACCAUGGAGAUAUUACAAGCGAUUAGAGAGAAGAAUCCCCAGGAGAAAACGCUGAUCUUUAGCUUAUGGACAUCUUUCCUCGACCUGCUAGAGAUUCCUAUACAAGACCAAGGCUUCAAAUAUACGCGCUACGAUGGCUCGAUGCAUCAUCGCGACAGAGAUGCCGCCGUGAAGAGUUUUAUGAAUAACCCCGAGGUGCAGAUCAUGUUGGUUAGCUUGUCUGCCGGCAACGCAGGGCUGAACCUCACAGCAGCAACCCAUGUCAUCAUCCUCGAGCCUUUCUGGAACCCUUUUGUUGAAGAGCAGGCUGUUGACCGGGCCCAUCGUAUCGGUCAAAAGAAGGAGGUCACUGUCCACCGUGUCUUGAUCGAAGGAACGGUUGAAGACCGCAUUCGAGAGCUGCAGGAGAAAAAACGCGAUCUAGUUAAUGCAGCUCUCAGCGAGGAGGGCGCACGAGGUGUUGGUCGGUUGAGCCUUUCGGAACUGAAAGGUUUAUUUGGUUUCCGCCGCUAAUACUAACUUGUUCGCCCCGGUAGGAGUGAAUUGUGCCAACGUCAGAGAUUAUUACCGUUGCCGCCUUGGCUUCACUUCAGAUACCAACGGCGUUAACUAUGAUAAAAUGGGCAAAACCCAUCUAUUUGAUCGACCAUCUACUUGUAUCCAACACUUCUCUCAUAUCACUUGAUUGAAUAUGGCUCAAGUAGAUGCUUGUCGGUGGCGGUGCGCUUUAUACUUGCCUACCUCCGGGUAGGUACUUAAAGCUAUUUUGGUCGCAUAGAUUCUAAUAUGGACCACCGGAAGCUAAGACCUAGUCUUUAUGCUCGGAAAUUCGUCCAGCACUUGUAUCAAAACUGCUUGUAUGAUAUUGAUAGCUCGAGGAGCCGCACGUUUUCCAUCUCUAUUUAGAUUAAAAAGGAGAUAGUUGGGGCAACCCUGGUAUUGAGGUAAUUUGUCACUAUGAAGGACUUGGGUGAUGGCUUGAAGCCGAGUCCCAGUCACCAAGGCGUCAAUGGAAAAACAGGCUCCUAGAAAUGACUUAACGCUGUACGAAUGGGGUCUCGCGGGCAUCGGAGGAUCUGAACUUCAUGUUACAAAUCCGGGUACCCUUGUCAGUCGUACAUAGGUACCUACCUAGGUAGCAAUAUGGAUAAAUAAGUUUGCCUCUCUAGAUACCGGCCUGCCACGUCCCGGAUAAUUGAUAGGGAUGGUGUGCAUAUUUUUAGU